UCUGUGCCGUGGGGGUGGCUGCGGAGGGAGGAGUGGGGCUACAGGCCGCACCCCCCAGGCCCCGUACGCUUCAGCCUCUCCCCUCCGGCUCCCCUUCCCCUUCCGGCUCAGCCCGCUGCCCCAGACGUGACCCCCGCGCAAGGUGUUGGCGCUCCACGUAGCCCGGGCGCGCGUGAUUAAUGGCCCCCAGUCGGGGGCGGCGUAGGCACGCGCCCCUUCCUUGCCCGGCCCGGGUGUGAGGGUAUCUGGAAAGACAGCCGGGUCAUGACAGCCGGAGACCCCGGGACCGUGGCGGCGGCUGAGGAGCGGGAGAAAGAGGAGAAAUAGGUGACGCGGGCCGGAGGAGCUCGUCCCCUCCGGCCCUGGGACUGGCGCCGCGGUGGGGCCCCGGCGCCUGCAAAGUUUGGAGCCGCAGGCGCCGCGAUGAGAGGCGCGCUCGGUCCCUCCCCGCGCAGUUCCCUCGGCGGGGUCUGUGCCGCCGCUGCUGCCAGGGCAGGACAAAGGCUCAUUAACACGUGAUGGGACCGCGCUUCAUAAAUGGGACUGGAGCGAGAGGGAGCCAGAGACUGAGCACGAGCGGAGAGAGAGGCAGGGACCGCGCAAGCGGGGUGAGGCGACGGGCGCCCGGGCUGGCGGAGACCGGCGGCCCCACUCCUGGCUCGGCCGGGCGAGCGGGAGGACCAGUGAAGAGCCUGGGGAAGGGGAGUCCACGCGGACGGCCGGAGCGGAGGGGCGCCAGUCCCUCGUCGCUGUCGUGGGCAGGCACGAGAGGCAGGGGACGCCGCCGCGCGAGCAGCGCGGACUGACUGACUUACUGACUGACUGACCGACGGAGGCACACCCCGCUCCACCCCACCCAGCCUCGCUCGCGUCCGAGCGCCGGCGCCGCCUCCUCCCGCUACUCUCUUUGCCACCUCUUCCUUCUCCACUCUUUUCCGCCUCCGCCUCUUCUUGGCUCCCGCGGCGCCAGUGCUUUCCUCGGGUCCAGGAGGGGCUACUCGGCUCCCUGCGGAGCUCUCAAUAUAGGGUCAGGGGGUUUAUUUCGUUCUGACGGAGAACCAGCCCCUGCCCUGGGCGAAGGGUGCCAAGGGAGCGUCUCCCCGGAAGACUGGGGGAUGCGAAGGGAUUCCCUCCUGCCGGUCUUUUCCCAGUCACUCUGAUUUUGGCCUAAUUGAAGCCUGAGGUUAUGAAGUCGAUCCUAGAUGGCCUCGCAGACACCACCUUCCGCACCAUCACGACAGACCUCCUCUAUGUGGGCUCGAAUGACAUUCAGUACGAAGACGUCAAAGGCGAUAUGGCAUCCAAACUAGGGUACUUUCCACAGAAAUUCCCUUUAACGUCCUUUAGAGGAAGUCCCUUCCAAGAAAAGAUGACUGCGGGAGACACCCCCCAGUUAGUCCCAGGAGACCAGGUGAACAUCACAGAAUUUUACAACAAGUCUCUUUCAUCCUACAAGGAGAAUGAGGAGAACAUUCAGUGUGGGGAGAACUUCAUGGACAUGGAGUGCUUCAUGAUCCUGAACCCCAGCCAGCAGUUGGCCAUCGCCGUGCUGUCCCUCACGCUGGGCACCUUCACGGUUCUGGAGAACCUGCUGGUGCUCUGCGUCAUCCUCCACUCCCGCAGCCUCCGCUGCAGGCCUUCUUACCACUUCAUUGGCAGCCUGGCAGUGGCAGACCUCCUGGGGAGCGUCAUUUUUGUCUACAGCUUCGUGGACUUCCACGUGUUCCACCGCAAAGACAGCCCCAACGUGUUUCUGUUCAAACUGGGCGGAGUCACGGCCUCCUUCACCGCCUCCGUGGGCAGCCUGUUCCUCACAGCCAUCGACAGGUACAUAUCCAUUCACAGACCCCUGGCCUACAAGAGGAUUGUCACCAGGCCAAAGGCUGUGGUGGCAUUCUGCUUGAUGUGGACCAUAGCCAUUGUGAUCGCUGUGCUGCCUCUCCUGGGCUGGAACUGCAAGAAACUGCAAUCCGUUUGCUCAGACAUUUUCCCACUCAUCGAUGAGACCUACCUGAUGUUCUGGAUCGGGGUCACCACCGUGCUGCUGCUGUUUAUCGUGUAUGCCUACAUGUACAUCCUUUGGAAGGCUCACAGCCAUGCUGUCCGCAUGAUCCAGCGUGGCACCCAGAAAAGCAUCAUCAUCCACACAUCAGAGGAUGGCAAAGUACAGGUAACCCGGCCGGACCAAGCCCGCAUGGACAUUAGGCUGGCCAAGACCCUGGUCCUGAUCCUGGUGGUCUUAAUAAUCUGCUGGGGCCCCCUGCUCGCCAUCAUGGUGUAUGAUGUCUUUGGGAAGAUGAACAAGCUCAUUAAAACGGUGUUUGCAUUCUGCAGCAUGCUCUGCCUGCUGAAUUCCACCGUGAACCCCAUCAUCUAUGCUCUGAGGAGCAAGGACCUGCGACACGCUUUCCGCAGCAUGUUCCCCUCAUGUGAAGGCACCGCACAGCCCCUUGAUAACAGCAUGGGGGACUCGGACUGUCUGCACAAACACGCCAACAACGCUGCCAGUGUCCACAGGGCCGCAGAAAGCUGCAUCAAGAGCACAGUCAAGAUCGCCAAGGUGACCAUGUCUGUAUCCACAGACACAUCUGCCGAGGCUCUGUGAGCCAGACGCCACACUGGCAGCACGAAAAGAAAUUCAUUUUUUUUUUAAAGCUCAAAAUCUACAGGAGUCUGUGUCUCAUCGGUUAUAUAUUUUUAAGUUUACCAUGCUCAGUGAUAAAGUGACUGUUAAUCAUGAUCAUUUCUCAGUUCUCUGAUGUCUCAUCGGUUUAGGUUCUCAAACUCAGUCCCCCAAGGGUUUACAGUGAAGAAAGCCUGCUGCAAAAGACUGAAAGUUCCUUCAAAGUCUCAGUGAAAUAGGAUGAAAACCUUUGGCUACACAAUUUGAAGUCCUAGUAUCCAUAGAAAAUGCCAUCAAACGAGUAAUGCCUUUGUAACCAUAACUUUCAUUAUAAUGUGAAAUGUAUUUGUCCAUAAGUAUCAGAGAUGUCCAUUUUUACAAGUUAUAGUACUAAAGUAGAGAUUUGUUGUAAAAUGUAUUGUGUCCUGUGCAAUGCGUAUCAGUGUUUACUGUGUGUUAUUUAUAUUUGUCUAGUUCAACAAAACCAAAAGGUAGAUUUUUAUGAGAACAAUGGAACAAAAGCAGGAAUAUAUACCAAUGAUACCACUUUUUUGGAAUACUGCCCAUGUUAUAAUUCAGAAACUUUAAUCUUAGUUCACGUAUCUUGAUUUAAAUUUGACAUUGAAUUACCCAUUGAGAUUUAUUUUUCUGUUAACACUACAGGAAGAAUUUGAAAACUAUUCAAAGUAUUGAGCAGAAUUCAUUGGCACUUAAAAAUGUAUUACCCUUGCAUUUUCAUCUGAGGACAUUUAUUAUCUUCUGGACUGUAGCGGUUCUGUUGGGUAAUGGAUUACAAUCAGAAAGGAAGAGAGAAAGCAUUGACUUUUCUGGCUGACAUCUCUGACUUUUUUAGUCUUUAGCUAUUAUAGACCUCUUAAGACAGCAUGUGUCAAUCUUCAUGUAUGUUGGUAUCACUGUGAGUUGCUGUUUACUUGAAGACUAUUGUGUUCUUAUAUUCCAGGUUUAAGUAGAUUUCAUGCCUGGGUGGCCAAACAAGAGGCUUGUCCUUUGUUUCUUAAUUGAAAAGUAUUGUCUGGGUCAGUAAAAUUAACUGUGUGUGAAUGUGAAUAUAAACGUGUGUGUGUGUUUCUAUCCUGUAACUGCUAUAAAGUGAGAAAACUGUGAUCAAGUGUAAACUGUACCACUGUGCUGCACUCUUGCACAUGAAUUCAGUUUCUAAAAUUGAGUUCUUCCAGAAAUCUUGGUGAUUAAAAAAAUACUAACCAUAAACAUUCAGAAGUCCCCCUCCUCCUCUUUAAGAGAUUGGGUCAAGUGUUAGUAAACUGACUUUUAGGGAUUUCAUAAGACCAAUGUUUAGCAAGGAAUAAUCAAUGACAGGCAUUCAAGGGAAAGUUUGUAUUUACAGUGUUAAUUGUUGGGAAAUGAGAGUUUUGGUUUCUGAGCACAUAAUAUUGAAAAGUCAUGGAGAUUCAAGUCUUUAAAAGGGAGGUGUUUCUAAAAAAUCCCAAACUGGAACAUUUCUCAGUUACGCGUGUUAGUAACGUGACCCCAGUUUAAAUAGCCCUAUAGAUAUUGGGCAUGUUGAAGUAAGGCUACUAGCCCCAACCCACGUGGCUGAGGAAGCCAAGUUAGGCAGCGAGGAGCUAACACACUUGUGAUUCGGGCCUGGAUGAUGUUUGCCUGCCAAGGAUGCCCUUGGUGACAGCCUGGCUCCCCGGCUUUGCCUGGGUAAACUUCGGCUGAGGCCAGUGCUUCCCUGCUCAUGCUUAUCAAGAGCUGCUGAAGCGUAACGAUGAGCCCAGCUUUCUUUCUUCUUAUACCCCAGUCUCAUGUUCCUUAGUGGUGCCCUGGGUUUUCAGAACUGGGCCCUUUUGCUGUAAGGAAUGAUAUUGCUUAAGAAACCGCUUGACCCUGACACAUUUUACUUACCAUCUCUUGUCUGUAUCCAGAUAAAUCGUGACUCCUGCAGUGACUUGAGGCCUGCAUGGCAUAAAGCCAAGUGUAGCAUAAAGCAAAGUGGGGGAGCUCGUGUUUCUCUGGUGAUUUCUAGCUGUCGAGAUGGCCUCACAGCUUGAUGAGGGCCGGUCCCUUCUUGGAGCUUAUGGGCUAAGGCUGAAUGUGGUCUGUGAACCAAGCUGUAAUACUUUUAAUGGUCUGUCCAUACGCUUGAAUCUACCUGAAAGUUUCCCUUGCUUUACCUCUCUGUGAGAUGCAGAUGAGGGCUCAGGGUGCUAGAGGAUUAAUUAAUAAGUUUUCUCUUGAAGGACAAAAUUCUUUGUGAAAAAAAGCUCACCAGGGUCUAGUUUCCAUUUAAGAAUUGCUAGUCUUUUAUCCUGAGGCAUCCUGAGUAUAUGUCCACUGGACUUGGAGCUCACCAGGGUGUUACCAACUUGUCUAAGCUAUGAAGACCUGGUGAAGUUGAGAUUCUUGUAGAGAUAGAAAAAUCCCGAGAUCCAUUUUUGAAACUGUAUUUGUGUGUAUGCAAUGUAAAUUUUAUAGUGUCUCAUGCUUUUACGAUCCAAAUCAUAUAUAAUAAAUUAAGGGACAAUGGGGCUGAUAGCACUAAACUUGGUGCUUACUGAUAUUCUAAGAAAUAUCUGAACUAUCAUCAUGUAUAUGUUAUACCACCUUCAUUUAAAAAUGUUUAAAAUUAGUUCAGUUCACUUUGACGUUUUAAAUAUUUUAACCCAAGUGACUAAAAUGUUCACCCUAAUGAAUAUAUUCAUUGGGAUUACCAUUCAUUAGUAUAGUCCAUUAAUUAAUCCCUUAAUUAGAUCCAUUAAUUUAAGUAUAAUUUAAGUUUUGGUAAGUUUUAUAAGGUCCAAUUCUGUAGUUACCUGCUUUCCCUGAGGAUUAUAUAUUUGUCCUGACCAUGCAUUUCAAUAUCACACAUGUCUUCAGAAAGGGCCAAAUUCCAACCUGCUCAGUUUCUUCAGAGGAAUGACAAAUCUUCAGUGCUAGUCUAACAGGUUCACUUAGACGAGUAAGGCUGUCUCCAAGAUCACUAAUUUUUCAUUACAUAAAAGAACCAUGGGCCUGUAGAAGCUGCCAUUAUAUGCCUAGUCUUGAGAAGCAUCCCAAACCUCCCCGUCCCUUGGCUUUGAGUCAGGUAGAACUGGCAUUCAGUGUCAAGUGAUUUUUGGCCUCCUGAACCCACUCUGGAGGAGAUAGGUCCAGCCACCAGGUGCAAACUAGGCCCUGGAUGAGUAGCAUCUACUUACUGUCCUGUGGGUUAAUUUCUGCCAUGUGUCUGUAAAAGAGCCUACCAAUAUCAUGCGCAGAAUUAGAUUUCUCACAAUCUAACUGUACAUUUGUAUGAUAGUUUAAAAUCUCCUAAAUGCUGGGCAAUGGCUAUCAACAGUUGUCUUGCACUGGCCUUCUGAUGAAAUGUUGACAAUGCCUAUUGUAAUAUAGACAAAACAUUUUAUCUACUGAUUUGGGCCGAAUGUAUGUAAAUAGGUUUUUAAAAAGUCAGAUGUUUAAGUGGUGGCUUAUGAAUCAGUAAUUUUCAGGUAAGAAAGUUUCUUUAUAUUGCUGUGGCAUUCUAGAAGCUGUCUUCACGUAAACUUAGUGUACCGGGCCUGUUGGGGAUCAGAGUCCCCGAGAAAGGAAGCCUUUUCUUGUAAUAAUAAGAAUCAAGAAACCAGAUUAUCUGAAUUGUUAUUUCCAAUGUUUCAAGUGGAAAACAUAACUCUUGUCUGUAAAUCUAACAUUAUUACUUUUCCUCUUAGAAGAAUAUUGUAUUGUUAGGUGUUUGUUGAACUGGUAACAUUCUUGCAACUGCUGCAAUAUCUUUGUUAGUAAUCUGUAUAAUACUUUGUAUACAAGUACUGGUAAGAUUGUUAUUAAAUGUAGCUUCAGUCAUUAAAUUACUAUAGCAAAGUAGUAUUUCUGUAAUAUUUACAAUGUAUUAAACCCACAGUGUAUUUUAUUUCAAUGACGUAAUUAAGCUGUUAUUUAUUCACAGUGAAAACAUCCCAUCAUGUCAAUUGUCCAAAGUUACCUGGAAUCAAAUAAAAAUUCUAGAUUAUCAUGAAGAACAAAAAA
Molecule: messenger RNA, 6631 nt
Organism: Choloepus didactylus (southern two-toed sloth)
Lineage: Eukaryota; Metazoa; Chordata; Mammalia; Pilosa; Megalonychidae
Gene: CNR1
Product: cannabinoid receptor 1
Exons: 2
Coding region: 1187-2605 (472 amino acids)
Biological process (GO): G protein-coupled receptor signaling pathway
Cellular component (GO): membrane
Molecular function (GO): cannabinoid receptor activity
Source: RefSeq, a predicted model, not a curated record